Messenger RNA from Zasmidium cellare ATCC 36951, 1284 nucleotides. RefSeq lists its product as uncharacterized. The record is from RefSeq and is a predicted model, not a curated record. Gene Ontology annotation, molecular function: L-aspartate:2-oxoglutarate transaminase activity; pyridoxal phosphate binding. Gene Ontology annotation, biological process: L-aspartate catabolic process; biosynthetic process. The transcript has a single exon. Lineage: Eukaryota; Fungi; Ascomycota; Dothideomycetes; Mycosphaerellales; Mycosphaerellaceae. Gene Ontology annotation, cellular component: mitochondrion. The coding region runs from base 1 to 1284 and encodes 427 amino acids.
AUGAUCGCCAAAUCUGCUCUCCAGCGAGCAGCUGCCACUCCAGCUCGCAACGUCCUCGUCCAGCACUCCGUCCGCGCUGCCUCGGCCUGGUCGCAAGUUCAGCAAGGUCCUCCAGAUGCGAUUUUGGGCAUCACCGAAGCUUUCAAGAAGGACAGCAACCCAAAGAAGAUCAAUCUCGGCGUGGGAGCAUACCGCGAUGACAAGGGCAAGCCUUACGUGCUGCCAUCGGUGAAGGAGGCCGAGCAGAAGGUCGUCAAGGCGAAUCUGGACAAGGAGUACGCUGGCAUCACUGGUGUACCCGAAUUCGCCAAGGCAGCUGCUCUACUUGCCUACGGUCCAGACAGUGCCGCUCUCCAGGAGGGUCGCAUCGCCAUCACUCAGAGCAUCUCAGGUACUGGUGCCCUUCGGAUAGGUGGUGCCUUCCUCCAGCGCCACUAUCCAGGCGCAAAGACCAUCUACAUCCCAACCCCAUCAUGGGCCAACCACAAGGCUGUCUUCUCCGACAGCGGCCUCGAGAUCAAGCAGUACCGAUACUACAACAAGGACACCAUUGGCCUCGACUUCGAUGGCAUGGUCGCCGACAUCAAGGCCAUGCCAAAGGGCUCCAUUAUCUUACUCCACGCUUGCGCGCACAACCCAACUGGUGUCGACCCAACUGAGGAGCAGUGGAGAGCUAUUAGCGAUGCCGCCAAGCAGGGCGACCACUUCCCAUUCUUCGAUAUGGCGUACCAGGGCUUCGCUUCCGGCGACACCAACAAGGAUGCAUUCGCUCUGCGCUACUUCAUUGAGCAGGGCCACUACCCAUGCCUUGCCCAGUCAUUCGCCAAGAACAUGGGGCUCUACGGCGAGCGUGUCGGUGCCUUCUCCAUCGUGACCUCUUCACCUGAGGAGAAGGCUCGUGUCGACUCGCAGAUCAAGAUUCUCGUCCGACCACUCUACUCCAACCCACCAGUCCACGGCGCUCGUAUUGCAAGCACCAUCCUCAACGACUCUGCUCUCAACAAGCAGUGGCUCGGUGAAGUCAAGGGUAUGGCCGACCGCAUCAUCAAGAUGCGUGCUCUCCUGAAGGAGAACCUCGAGAAGCUGGGCAGCAAGCACAACUGGGAUCACAUCACCUCGCAGAUUGGCAUGUUCGCGUACACCGGCUUGACUCCAGAGCAGAUGACCAAGCUUGCUGAGGAGCACUCGGUCUACGCUACCAAGGACGGCAGAAUCAGUGUUGCUGGCAUUACGUCCGAGAACGUGGGCCGACUCGCCGAGGCCAUCUACAAGGUCAAGGGAUAA